AUGGCAGGCUCACAGCAGUUGUUGACGAGGGAAGAUCCGUCGUAUACGGCAGUGAAUGAUGUUACCUACAUGAAGAUGCCCCCUGGAAUUAUCACCAAAAUUGGAUAUGCCUUCUUCGGCAUUAUUUGUUUGAUCAUGUCAACAUUCGAGGUUGGUCGGAGACUUCUUCUUAAGUUCCCCGAGGCUUUUACGGGUGGUAAAAUCUCACGAACGGGCCCUACGAAAGAGCAGAUGGACACCACAUUUUACAAGAUAUCUUUCAUCGGCUCUGGUUACUCUAGUGAGAAGGCUCUAGAGUCCCAUCCUCAGCGCCGAGACGUGGUCGUCAAAGGCAGCGUCACCGGACCCGACCCUGGAUAUAAUGCCACCAGUGGAAUCCUCGCCACCUUGGGAUAUGUGAUGCUAAUGGAGCGAGACAAGCUGAAUGUCAAAUGUGGUGGAGUGUACACUCCUGCGAUAGUGUUCCGAGGCACGAGUGCUGCGGCUAAGUUGACUGAGGGCAAAUUCGCCGUCUACAGCUCGAAUAUGCUGCAGUAG
This is a messenger RNA of Perkinsus marinus ATCC 50983, 537 nucleotides long. RefSeq lists its product as hypothetical. Gene Ontology annotation, biological process: glycolipid biosynthetic process. Lineage: Eukaryota; Perkinsozoa; Perkinsida; Perkinsidae. Gene Ontology annotation, cellular component: mitochondrion; plasma membrane; lipid droplet. The coding region runs from base 1 to 537 and encodes 178 amino acids. The transcript has 5 exons. The record is from RefSeq and is a predicted model, not a curated record.